Molecule: messenger RNA, 2533 nt
Organism: Megalobrama amblycephala (Wuchang bream)
Lineage: Eukaryota; Metazoa; Chordata; Actinopteri; Cypriniformes; Xenocyprididae
Product: von Willebrand factor A domain-containing protein 5A-like
Exons: 21
Coding region: 90-2420 (776 amino acids)
Source: RefSeq, a predicted model, not a curated record
CAUGCGACUCUGAGUGAAACAUCUCGACACGACAUUUUCAUCUUAUUUACUGAGUCGAUCGCUGAGGAUUUAUAAAAACAAGGGUCAGGAUGGUGAACUGCUGUGGUCUCGUGUGUGAAAAAAAUGAGCCAGUUCCUCUGAAGAGCAUCUCAGUGCAGCUUCAGGUUAAGAAUCACGUGGUCUCCGUCAGCUCCAGUCUGCAGUAUGUCAAUGAGGAGGAGCGCCCCCUGGAGGCCGUGUUCGUCUUCCCGCUGCCCGCCGACGCCGCCGUGUGCCACUUCAGUGCCAGGAUCGGAGAGCAGGAGAUCGUGGCGGAGCUGCAGGACAAACAGAGCGCGCGGGAUCAGUAUGAUGAGGCUGUGAGUUCGGGUCAGCAGGCGUUUCUGCUGGAAGAGAGCGAUGAGAGUUGGGAUGUGUUCAAACUGAGUGUCGGGUGUUUGUCUCCGGGUCAGAACGCCGUCAUCACCAUCGUCUAUGUGAUGGAGCUCAGCGUUCAGGCCGACCACGCUCUGUGCUUCUGUCUGCCGGCUGUACUCAACCCCAGAUACACACCUACAGCUUCAGCCACAGGUGUUCCCGAAGUUUCCUCAGCAUGUGUUAUUCCCUACACACUGUCUCUGAGUGUCGAAGUGAGAUCUUCUGACCGCAUCUCCAGACUGGAGUCCAACUGCCCUCUGGAUCCUCUGGUGUUCCUCGACUCUGACCACACUCACGCCACGGUGAAUCUGAGUGCUGGUCACCGGUUUGAUAAGGAUGUUGAGCUGCUUCUGUACUAUGAGAAUACCCAUCAUCCCACUGUUGUCAUGGAGGCCGGAGCAUCCGAGGCUCAGCCAGGCUCUCUGAUGGGCGACCCGGUGCUCAUGAUCAGCUUGUACCCAGAGUUCCCUGCAGAAAUAAUGUCAUCAUUGGCGUCUCGAGGCGAGUUUGUUUUUGUGGUUGACAGAUCCGGCAGUAUGGGCAGCGCGAUGCAUCAUGGGAAAGACUCACAGAUGCGCAUCGAAAGUGCAAGAGACACGCUGCUGCUGCUGCUGAAGAGUCUGCCCAUGGGAUGCUACUUCAACAUCUAUGGAUUCGGCUCUGACUUUGAGUCCUUCUUCCGUCAGAGUGUUGUGUACAGCGAGGACACGAUGGAAGAGGCUCUAAAGAGAGUGAAGAACAUGAGGGCAGACAUGGGCGGCACAGAGAUCCUCCAGCCGCUGAAACACAUCUACAGUCAGCCCUGUCACCCGGAUCACCCCCGACAGCUGUUCAUCUUCACGGAUGGAGAGGUGUGGAACACUAAAGAGGUGCUGGAUCUGGUGAAGAGUCACGUGUACUCUCACAGGUGUUUCUCCUUCGGGAUCGGUGAGGGUGCGAGUACGGCUCUCAUCACAGGAAUGGCCAGAGAAGGUUCUGGUCACGCUCAGUUCAUCACAGGCACUGACCGCAUGCAGCCCAAAGUGAUGCAGUCGCUCAGGUUUGCUCUCCAGCCGGCUGUGGAUAAUAUCUCUGUGGACUGGACCCUUCCUGAGGGCGUUACGGUGGACAUGCUGUCUCCACCCAUCAGUGCUCUGUUCCAGGGUCAGAGGGCGCUCAUCUACGCUCAGCUGAAAGGACAGAGUUCAGGAACGACAAGAGCAGCAGUAACUCUGAACUACAGGCUGAAAGAUCAACCAGUGACUAACCUGCUCCAGUUUACUCUGAAACCAAAGGAAGACACAGGAUGGACGAUCCAUCGGCUGGCGGCCCGGUCUGUGAUCCGCUCUCUGGAGCUGGAGGAACGGGCCGGAGGAGCAGACGCCGAGGCCAUCCGGAGCAGGAUCGUGGAGCUCAGUGUUCAGGCAGGAGUGAGCAGCGUUCACACAGCCUUCGUCGGCGUCAAUAAAGACAGCAAACAGACGGUGAAAGGGCCGCUGCUGCAGAGGAGAGUGCCAGUACAGAGUUUGUUUCGACAGUCUGUCCCUGGGAUGAGAAUACAAGGAAUGGCAGCUUCCAUCUUGCUUUGUUCUGCACAGUCAAUGGCGGCUCCUCGAUGGGCAUUUCAAUGUGAAAUGUUGUCUGCUGAUGUCAUGAUUCAGUCUGAUGCUACGUCACAUCAGGAACCCGAGCCCCGGACCGACCCUUUGCUCCAGCUGGUCUCUCUUCAGAAGGCUUCGGGAUGCUGGGAACUGAACACCACUCUGGCUGACGUGUUUGGGAAGACGGAGGAAGAGGUGACCAAUCACAGACCAGCACAGGUGGACGGGUCAGUGUGGGCCACCGUUCUGGCUCUGAUCUGGUUAAACACAUGUAGAUCAGAUGACCAGAUUGAGUGGCAGUUUGUGGCCAUGAAGGCGGCGGCGUGGAUCCGCUCUCAGAAACCGGACGGCCUGUCUCAGUGUGUGUUUGAGGGGAACGCCCUGUUGGGAGGUCAUGUGACUGAAGACAUGCUGGGAAUCUGAAGACUGAAGAAUCUUGUGUUCAUAAAUCCAGUGUUUUGCUGUGUGUUAAACUGCACAGAUUGUGUCAGUACCGAACUGAUUUAUUAAAGGUGCAGUAAGCAAAUUCUGAGAAA